Molecule: messenger RNA, 14592 nt
Organism: Ictidomys tridecemlineatus (thirteen-lined ground squirrel)
Lineage: Eukaryota; Metazoa; Chordata; Mammalia; Rodentia; Sciuridae
Gene: Gabrb1
Product: gamma-aminobutyric acid type A receptor subunit beta1
Biological process (GO): monoatomic ion transmembrane transport
Cellular component (GO): membrane
Molecular function (GO): GABA-A receptor activity; extracellular ligand-gated monoatomic ion channel activity
Source: RefSeq, a predicted model, not a curated record
AAGCAAGGAAGAACAGAGCUACCGCCAAUGCACGAGGAAAACCACAUAUACACAUCAAAUAGAAUCCCCUACUUGGAGACAGCAGGUUGCUUCCGACUACCGAAGGAACGCGGAGCACCCCAAACAGGAACUUUAAAGGGAUUGUUAUCUGUUGCCUGUUCCACUAGGAAUAUUGUUUGCAAGGCACAAGGUGUCUUUUGGUAGUGAGCACCCUCUGCGCAUGCGCAGGUCCACUCGGGAAUUACUGCCCAGCCGCCGACUAAGUUGCAUUCCUUGAAUCUUCGCAGAAAAGACAAUUCUUUAAUCAGAGUUAGUAAUGUGGACAGUACAAAAUAGAGAGAGUUUGGGGCUUCUCUCUUUCCCUGUGAUGAUUGCCAUGGUCUGUUGUGCACACAGCGCCAAUGAACCCAGCAACAUGUCAUACGUGAAAGAGACGGUGGACAGAUUGCUCAAAGGAUAUGACAUUCGCUUGCGACCGGACUUUGGAGGGCCCCCAGUGGACGUAGGCAUGCGGAUCGAUGUCGCCAGCAUAGAUAUGGUCUCCGAAGUGAACAUGGACUAUACCCUCACCAUGUAUUUCCAACAGUCUUGGAAAGACAAACGGCUUUCUUAUUCUGGAAUCCCUCUAAACCUCACCCUAGACAACAGGGUAGCAGACCAGCUCUGGGUGCCAGACACCUACUUUCUGAAUGACAAGAAGUCGUUUGUGCAUGGAGUCACAGUGAAAAAUCGAAUGAUCCGACUGCAUCCUGACGGAACAGUUCUCUAUGGACUCCGGAUCACAACUACUGCCGCAUGUAUGAUGGAUCUUCGAAGAUACCCUCUGGAUGAACAAAAUUGCACCCUGGAGAUUGAAAGUUAUGGCUAUACCACUGAUGACAUUGAGUUUUACUGGAAUGGAGGAGAAGGAGCAGUAACAGGAGUUAAUAAAAUUGAGCUUCCUCAGUUUUCAAUUGUUGACUACAAGAUGGUGUCCAAGAAGGUGGAGUUCACUACAGGGGCAUAUCCACGACUGUCACUAAGUUUCCGUCUAAAGAGAAACAUUGGCUACUUCAUUUUGCAAACCUACAUGCCUUCUACGCUGAUUACAAUUCUGUCCUGGGUGUCUUUUUGGAUCAAUUAUGAUGCAUCUGCAGCCAGAGUUGCACUAGGAAUCACCACUGUGCUGACAAUGACAACCAUCAGCACUCAUCUCAGGGAGACCCUGCCAAAGAUCCCUUAUGUCAAAGCGAUUGACAUUUACCUGAUGGGUUGCUUUGUGUUUGUUUUCCUGGCUUUGCUGGAAUAUGCCUUUGUAAAUUACAUCUUCUUUGGGAAAGGCCCUCAGAAAAAGGGAGCUAGCAAACAAGACCAGAGUGCCAAUGAGAAGAACAAACUGGAGAUGAAUAAAGUCCAGGUCGACGCCCAUGGGAACAUUCUCCUCAGCACCCUGGAAAUCAGGAACGAGACCAGCGGCUCAGAGGUGCUCACGGGCGUGAGCGACCCCAACACCACCAUGUACUCCUACGGCAGCGCCAGCAUCCAGUACCGCAAGCCGCUGAGCAGCCGCGAGGGCUACGGGCGCGCCCUGGACCGGCACGGGGUGCCCAGCAAGGGGCGCAUCCGCCGGCGCGCCUCGCAGCUCAAAGUCAAAAUCCCCGACUUGACGGACGUGAACUCCAUAGACAAGUGGUCCCGAAUGUUUUUCCCCAUCACCUUUUCCCUUUUUAACGUCGUUUAUUGGCUUUACUAUGUACACUAAGAUCUGUCCUAAUGGUUCAAUUUAGACUACUUUCCUCUUCUCUUGUUUUUUAACCCCACAGGUCCCCAACAGCGAUACUGCUGUGUUUUUUGAGGUAAGAGAUUCAGCCAUCCAACGGGUUUUAGGUCUUGCAUAUCGAUUUUAUUACUGCACCAUGUUUACUUCCAAAAAAAAAAAGGUAUUUUUUUCCAGUCUACUGUGGUCCAGGUUAUCAGCUCUUUAAGAGCUCUAUUAAUUGCCAUGUUUACAAACAAACCACACAAGAGAGGAGUUAGGAAGAUCUUUAGCAGUCUUUCCUAGUUGCCCUGAAUUUAUAUAUAUAUAAAAGAGCCUUGCUGUUCACCUGCACUGCUUCCUGGUAAACUGUAACAUUCUCAUGCUGCCAAAAAAAUAAAUAAAUAAAUAAAAAUAAGAAAGAAAGAAAAUAUAAAUAAAUAAACCAAUACAACAAUUUCCAGGAUCUCAGAAGAAAAAUAACAAAGCCAUUGACAAGUUACAGAUUUCCAGGAAGACGGAGAGGGAGACAAGGGAGGAGUCUAGAAAAGAGAGGAAGGUUCCCCUGGACUCUUAAGUACCCCCCUAAGUCCCUUGUAAAAGGGCUCCUGAGCUCUGUGGAACAGGAGGGAGGGACUGAAAAGUGUCGGUCAAGGUGGUGCCAACUCAACCUUCCAUCUUCACCUCACCAUUAGGCUGGGUAUCCUUAGAAAGUCUUCUUUGUCAGAUUUCCUGGCAAAUUCUUCAAUGAACAUUAGAAUCCAGCCUGCUAAAACUGAUAGCCAUUGAGAACAUUUUUCUCUCCUUAGGAAUGAAGAGUUUGGGGAGCAAUGACUAGAUUUCUUACUGACAUGUCCAAUGAGCAGCCCUGAAUGCACUUCAUGAGCCUGAAAUCCUUUGAAACUGUGCCAUGAAACCUUGCCAUCACAUUUCCAUAGUUCCUUCUUCGGGGAGAAUAAGAGAAAGGAUACGUGGUGAGGGCUUUGAAGAGAGGAAUGGGGAGAAAUUUUCACUUGAGAAAAAAUAUUGUCCUUUCCAUGAGGAAGGCAAGAUUUAUGUGCUGUGUAAAGGGUGCCUGGGCAGUUCUCUGAACUGCCAAAUCUUAAAUCAAAUAGUAUAUAUUUCUUAGCCUUCCAGAGAGCUGUAUCUAAUGGUGACAGGCUAGUCACACAGGCCUUAGCAGGUACUUUCCGGCUCUCUCUGAGCUCUGCAUUCCAGGCUGUGGAAUGAAUGAUACAGGAAACGCACACUUAUCCACAUUGGUGUCAUUUGCUUCCAAAGCCAGACUUCCAUUUUAAGAAAAUCCUUAAAGUAACAAAUCCACAGAUAAAAACAACAACAACAAAAGCACUGGGCCUUCAAACACUUGCACCAGCCCCUAAAGUGUCAACCCUGUCUACACUUGUCAAUCACUGUCAUCCCUGCUCUGCCUUAUCUCUGCUCAUGGAUUACCCUGGAUCAUGGUUCUCAUGACUUUCAGUAAUGCCACACAAUUAUAAACACAUCCAACACGCUAUAGUUAAGAUACUUCCCAUUUGAUUUCAUUAAAACCUCCCUUUUUUUUUUUUUAAGUGUGAGUAUCUAAAAAUUCUCUAUGUUCACUUUCAAGGUUGAGUGAGAACUUAAAUUGACUAACCAGUAAUAGAAGUGAUUUUGGCACCUGAUCCAUAGAUAUGAAAUCAGGGUUUAAGUAAUAAUAGGGAUGAUUGCCUCAUUUGAUAAUCUAGCUUUUCUCCCUGAAGCUGUGAGGAAAAUCUAUGGGUAGACUAGCAUGAGCUUCUGGAAAUUAUAGUCAUAAUUGGAAAGAUGAGGCUGAAUUCCUACUGAUGAGCCCAAGGGGAGUUAUAAGAUAUUAUUUUAGGAAAAAAAGGGGGAGCCCUCAAAUAAUAAAUGGGUAUGGUUGAAGAUAAUAUACAUUAGUAAGAAUAUUAAAACUCCACUUUAACUGGAAAAAUGAUCUCAAUGGUUUUAUGAGGAGUUAGUACGAUUAUGGGGACCAAAUUUUUAUUUUGAUUUUCAGUUAUUUGAACAUACUUCCCUGAUCAAGGUAUCCCCAACUUGUGGACACAAGUCAUCUAUUUUGAAAUUUUAUUCAGUCCCUUGGCAGGAUGAGAUGCUUUGCCAUUGUAAAAUGUCCAAAUUGGGUGCAAUGUGGCCAUGUUGGUGGAUGUAAGGUUAGUAUUCCCAAUGACCACCCAGUAACCACUGUGAAGCCGUUUAUUUUAAACAUAGGAAGGGAAAUUUUUGGCCGAUGUCUAACAGAAAUGAAUCAUUCUGAUGUCAAAGCCCUUAAAAAGCUUUUAAGGGUAAAAUGCUAAAUGAGAAAGGAAGUGUCUGUAAUCUAUGUUUCUUAACAAAACAAUUUCUCUUUAUUUAUCUACUUAGAUCAUUCUUCUUGGAAAAUGACUGAGGUAAUUUAUAUUUCAAUUAUUAUUUUUAUCUUGUCUUUUAAAGUCUAAAGUGUUGGUUUUUGCUAUAGUUUUAGAUAUCUUCUGAGAAAAAAAAAUAUUUUGAACUCUUAAAAAACUUAACCUUUGUAAAAUGUAAAAUUAUCAAGCUUGGAUCUACCCACUGGGCACAAAAUGGUGUCACCAUCUGGACACUAGAGGGUUCACAGCUACCAUUAUGCAAAUCCUAUCAAAUGGCUCUAAUUUUAGAGGCAAUGGUAGCCAAAAGAAUGGAGAAUCUGCCAUGUUUCUGGUUAAUGAACUCUGACCACACUUCUUUCUUCUGAACAUUUCUCAGACAAAUCCUUUCCUCCUUGCCUCCCCUCCUGGCUAAAUCCUCCCUUUCUAGACUGACCAGUGCAUGGGAAAAAAUAUCUACUUUCUCCCUUUGUCUUGUCCAAAAUGAUGUACAUAAGACAUCAAUAGUUGUGAAACAUUUUUAAGUGCCCUGACAGUGGCCCGCAUUCUUGAAAGAUUCAGCUUAUUAGAUUAUACAAGGGUUAGGUUUAAUUAUUAUUGGGUUGUUUUAUUUUUGCCAUGAAAAUAGCCAUAAUCCCCUGCAUUACUUAAGUGGCAGAAGAGAUUGAAAACUGCACACUCAUUCUCUUAUGCCUGCCACUGUCAGGUCCAGGGAAUCCCAUGUUGCACGGUUCAUCAACUGUGGCAUAAACUGUGUCAUCGACUUAACCUAUGUAGACGCAGCAGAAAUUCUACCUUUCAUGUGACAAUGAUGAAUAUCCACUUUUUCCUUCUAUUCAUGUCCUUGACCUAAAAUAUUAGGGGUGACAUAUGUGUUACGCUUACUAGCUUUGUGAGGCAGAGACCCAAGUAAAGAAUUAUCCAGGAUUAUUGCCUCUGUCCUCUUCAUUGCCAAACAGUAAGAGCAGCCCAGUUGAUACUUCUGCUGACUGAAUGAUCUGUUUUUGUACCUACCAUCUUUUUUGUACAUUAAAGUCCACGAAGGAUCUUGAAAAUGCAAAGAAAAAAAAAUGUGGUGCAGAGAAUAAACUUUGGUUUAAGGGUCCAGAGAGAGGCUUUCCUUUAAAAAUAUUAUGUACAAUACAUAAAAGUAAUGAUGAAAUUCUAUCUUUCUCAAAUCAAUGACUAUUUUAUAAAUAUGCAUUUAGGAAAGAACUCAAUUGCAAUUUGCCAAGUUAAACAAAAAAGACACACACAUAAUGCUUCUAGAAGGAAAUGAUCUCCAAGAUUUCUUAUAUGGACAGUUCUGAAGAGAACCUUACCAAAGGGUGGUGUGCCAAGAUUUUUUUUUCCUAAAUGAAGUAUAAUCAUAUGUCCCAAGAGGGAGAAAAAAGGAAUGUGCAAGCAUUUGCUUAUGUUAGUUCAAUCAGCAGUUACUGGAGGAAGAGAACAGAAAAUCAGUAAAGAUAUCUGUUUCCUGAAAGCAAGCAGAAAACAUGAAGGUAAAUGUGUUAAGGGAAUGUAGACUAUUAUGUAAACUUCCUUGUAAAUUCUGUACAUAGUUCAUUGAACUGUUCCCUGUGGCGUGGUGGUCCUCUACUUUGGGUGGAUAUUUGAAAACUCUGAGCAUUGUAAAUAAUGUAAGCUUAUAAAGCAUUUGCUUUUAUUCAUGAAGCAAAAUGACUAGUGAUUUGGACCCAAACCAGAAUCUUUUUCAGCUCUUCUUGCUCUUUCUCUGCUGUUUCGUGUGUGCAGUUGUGUAACCCUGCUGUAAGCCAGAGCCAGGUGUCUGUGAUCACUGCCUCAUGCCCCUAUCCCACCAAAAGUGUCAACAGCCAUGAGAAGGCUGCAAGCCUGUGGGGCCCAAGAACAGCACACCAGCAGAAACGGGGAUGGGAGCAAACUGCUCCUUAAACCAUGUCAUGAAAAGUAGAUGGACAUGUUGUUUCAGUCAUUUGUGAGUAUUCAUAUCUCCAGAUAUGGAAUUAUCCAUGCCAUUGAGCAGGGUCAGGAAUGCUCCAAAUCCACAGGUGAUCCAAAGCUUCAUUUGUGCCAAUAGCUUUAGCCUCUAACUUCUCUUCUGCCAUGUUUCCCAGAACUUCUCCAAAAAAAAAAAUAAAUAAAAAAAUAACAGUGAAUAAAAGGGAUAAUGUGAUCAGGGUAAACAAGCAAAUGUCCAAAAGUAUAGGAAACGAUAGUUGAUUCAUUUCCAAAAGAUCCAGUAGUAACCAUGUCAUUAUUAUUUAAAAGUAAAGAGAAAUAUUGUUAUAAACUGGGAACUGAAACAAGAAUUUUCAGCUGGGGAUAGGGAUAUGAGUAAUAUGUGCUAAUUAAGCUUAAAAGAAGGUCUGGUAAUUAAAUGUUCUCAAAUAUAUUUCCCCCAAGUAUUUGUAUUCUUGAAAAAGUCUUUAGAAUGAUGGAAUAUUGUGCUAUAAGAUGUGUUUCCAUGCAAACUGGCAAUUCCAGAGAGAGGUGAUGGCAUGUACAGAAAUUCUACAAGUAAUCAGGGAUAGAAAUUGGUUUCCUAGCAAUGUGUUAGAGGGAACAGCAUCUUUCUUGGAGUUAAGAAAUUCGCAAAGUUGGACUUUGGGUCAGUACUCAAAAUGCUAGGACAGCAUACACGGGGAGCCAUCACUGUGAGCCAUUUUGGUUCCAAAAUGUGCCCACUAGAGUUCACUACUAGUGGAAAAAGAAAAAUGACUCAUCAGGUCACUUUGUAGGUUAAGAAUACAUUGUGCUUUUACUUUAACCUAGCUUUUUUUAGAUAUGAAAUCAACUAAAGUGAUAGAAAACGUCAUUGUUGGAGGCUGUGGUUACACAAGCAAGCACUUGAAAGAAAAGAAAGUUAAUAAAAGAAUUGCAAACCAAAAAAUCCUGAGUUUCUAGAAGGAUAAGAGUGAAGAGUUUUGUGUUUAUUUUUACUUCUUCCAUAGGAAGAAUUUCCUAGUUGAAUUGAAGAGAUCUAACAGUUGGUUAGGGUUUUUGUUGUUGUUGAUGUUGUUGUUGUUGUUCUUUUGCCUAAUUAAAAAGUCAUUGGUAUAUCAAAGGACUCAGAAUAAUUUCUGAUUGGCCCCUAGAGCCCUUGCAUAUCCUGGACUCAUCAAAAAGGCUUCAGUAAGAAUUUAAUGUGAGAAAAUUAGGUGUAUUUCUGAACCAGUUGGGUAAGAAAAACAUUCUCCUAACCAAUUCUACCUGCACAUUCUGUCUUGCAGACAAUCAAACAAUAAAUCAAUAGAAAUAGAUGAAAAAAGAAAUAAUAAUAAGUAGCAUGAUUUCAUUUGCCUUAGGUAUACAGGGUCACAGAUUAUCUUAAAACAAUCCCAUUCAAAAGCCAAAGGAUGAAGAAGGGCAAUCAGUCUCACUGCCUGGCUCUUGCUUCUUUCUCAGUUUCCCUUUGAAAAGAAACAAGGAAGAUGAGACGUUUCCCAAUAUAUUUAAGUGUGAAUUAUUAAAAUGUGAUGUGUAUGUGAGUUUUGCAAUUUUGGCUUGUGUAAAAUACAUACCUCUUCUAUAUUCAUUUCUUCCUACACUGUAUACCAUCCUGCCUCAUGUUAAUCCAAUGAAAUUUAUUCCUUUUUCUCAUUUCCAAACCUCAUAAGCUAUCUUGUCCAUAAAUAGCUAAAAGCUUUAAUUUCUUUGGAUUUACUUCAAUUUAAUUUACUUCAAUUUCUUUGGAUUUAUCUUCAAUUUAAUUUCCCACACACAAAAAAAAUUAAUAAUUCCUACUCAUUACCUUUAAAAGACCUUUGGAGCAAAUUGUAAUCAAAGCAACUGUCGUGGGUUAUUUUUAUUUUCUGUUCCUUAUGUAAAGAGUACAUGUACUUACUUACAUAAGCCUUCUCUCUCCUAGCUUAUUCAGAAUACAAUGGAAACACAAAUCAUUAGCUCAAAUCUAGGGAACUUUACAUUUUCUAUCCCAGAAUUUGAAGGUAAAGCCAUCUUCUCACAUUACAUAUGCAGUAACAUGAGGAACUCAUGCUGUAUUAAUUCUUCAUUGAGCUUAUCUACUAAUGCCCCCUUUCAGUCUUAAUUGUACCAAAAAGUUGAAACUGUAUUAUUAAAUCUCCCAGAAGGUUUUAUGGUUCAAGUAACACAACACUGGUUACAGACUGUCCUUUAAGAACUUAAAACCCACUUCAUCCUUCCUGUACCUAAUUCCUGUUCCAGAUUUCUCCUUUUAUAUGUCCCUUUUACCCAUUCCCCCUCAUUCUUCUAGCCAGUGUUAAAUAUUAAUUUGUAAAUGGGCAGGUCAUUGUACAAACUGUCUAAAUUAACACCAUAAAGUUAUGUAGAACUCCUGUUUCCUCUAGACAGCAUUUCUAUAGAGUUAGAGAACUAAUUUUCUAAAUAUCUAAAAUCAGUAUACAGUCAAACCUUGAAAGUUUAACAAUAGAUGAGCUACAUGGCAAGAGCAGGGAAAUGGAAGACACCUUCCAGUGGAUGUGUAGAUGGAAUCAGUGAAUGGAAGACACCUUAGAAUUAGAACUGGGACAUGGCCUUUGUGUUGUCUCUGCCACCACCUUAGUAAGUGACUCUGGAUAUACCACCAAUGACUUCCACCUUCUCUUCCAGAAAGGUACUUUUAGAGAUGUUCAUUUGUAUGGGAAGCUCAAAAUAAUAUGCAAAAGCACAAUGGCCUCUGCUAACAUAGCCUCAUAAAUUUAGUAAAAAUCCUUGUAGCUUGUGAGAGUAAGCCAUCUGCUAUCAAGUGAACUGAAUUCAAUACUUGUUUAUAUUCUUUUUAAAAAUAUCUCAAAUACACAAUUAUGCAGUCAAGUGGUAAAAAAAACAAAUACCUUGCUAUUUUUAUAAUGUUCUAUGUCAUAAUAUUUUCCUUUAAUAGCAUCUUUAAGAGAGUCUUAGAUAGUGGUGUAUAGCAAUGUUAUCUUGUCACUAAUUUUAGAUUUCUGGAAUAUGUAGGUGUCCUUAGGCCAUCCUCUGUAAUUCAGUCAAGAAAAAGCCAUGAAACUCCUCAUGGAUGGAAAAGUCAAUUUCUAGGCGGUAUCUAAGUCCAAGUGCUGCCAUGCCCUUCUUAAUUUGGGACCCUCACUGUGUCCUAAAAGUGGAGUGGCAGGUUUAGUUGUGCUGUCAGACAAGAAGCAGAGGCCCAUCUAAUUAGAACCUCUCCUUCCCCAUGGCUCCAACCCCUCUUGCCCCCACUUCACCAGUUAAGCCUGUGAAAUACUCUAGGUACAGCCAUGAUAAGUGUGUAGUCUGUGGUUUAGCAUCUCUGGCUCUUCAUAUUCUUCAAGCAUCAUUUCCAUUUCAAGUCUCUGAAUAUGAUCCCCAACUUGAUUUUUGAAAAGAUGUUCCUAUUUUUUUCUCCUUCUGUAAAGACCAAAUCCAAAACUUUCAGGAUUCUUCUAAGAGUCUCCUUACCCUACAAAAUAGUUAGGAUAGUGCCUAGAAAUUCUGCCUUUCCACUGUAGACCCAUUUAAGAAUGUGGUGAGCUUUUUCUUUCUUCAGCACAAUUGGCUUAACAUUCUGCCCUUCAACCUCAACCUACAAAGACUAUUGUUUAAACCUCCCCCAUGCAGAGGUGCGCUCACUAGUCCUCUUUAAGUAGUAAAUCUGCUUCGCAUCCAUUUUACCUAGAGAUGGCUUCACAUUUAAUGGUAUGAUUUUGAAGACAGAGAAAGCACUAGCCUAAAUUCUGACCAAGAUGAGGUUAAUACUUACUUGGAGAUAAAUGGAAAAAAUAUAUAUGUAUACAUACAUAUGUACAUAUAUAUAUAUAUAUAUAUAUAUAUAUAUAUAUAUAUAUAUAUAUAUUUAAGUUGUAGAUAAAUUAAUUAGGAUUCAUUCAGGUAUGAGUCCAAAAGAUAAACCUAAGAGGAAAUUUUACAGUCAAACUGUUAUCUUGUAUAACAAUAAGUCAAACAUGGAUUGAAGUAGGAUUGUUUCUGAGUUGGUUGUUUCAGUAAGACAAUGAUCAUGUCAUCAAGGACUCACAUCCCUUCCAUAACCAUCCUUCCUUCUUCUUCGUAUUAUCAUCACCUGUUUUGGUUACAAAAUGACUAUGCAUACCCCUCCUUACAGACUCAUAUUGAGAGGCAGAAACUUGGUAAGUUUGGUGUUGGAACUUUUUUUAAGAGGAAGGAAAUCUUUCCCCAUUCAACAUGCCCCAAACAGUCAUCCCAUUUGUCCCCUUGGCCAUGUUUGAAUUAUACAUCCUUUACUAUACCAGUCACUGAGAAGAGGAAUGGAAUGUGAAUGCUGUGACUGGCUUACAACAUUGACCCUAGAGCUGCCCAAUGCCUGAAAAAAACAUGGACAAAAAGAAAGAAUAGCUUCUGGGUAGACAUCCAAUAGUGACUGUCAUUCAUUAGUCUAGGAUGUCAAAAACUUGUCUCUAUACCCCAUUGAAUGAUUUAGUCUUCACUACAAUCCUGUAAAGUUAUGAUGACAAUACCAAUAUAAAAAAUAGAGGCCUAGGGAUGGGGAUAUAGCUUAGUUGCAUGUACAAGGCCCUGAGUUCAAUCCCCAAUACCAUAAAAAAAACAGAGGUUCAAAUAGGUUGAAUGAUGUAGCCAAGAUCUGAGAGCUAGUCACUGGUGAAGUUAGUAUUCACUCUCAGCUUUCUUGGCUCUAAAAGCAAAGUUCUUCCACUCCACUUAAAUCUACUGCUUAGAUUUAAUCCUUUUUACCUUUAUCUAUGCUUUGGGUAGUUCAAAGAUGAGUGGCAAAGAAGAGGAAAGAGGACAGUUGCCACUUCUAAUAGCUAAAAACCAUGCCCAGUAGCCAUUGUGUCCACUUCUUGUCCUCCUUCUUCUCCACUAUCACAGCCCCAACCCAUAUAAAAAAGUAUUUUAGUAUUGUCUAAGAGAAAGCAUAGGAAGAAAGCUUGCACAACAACAGAAUAGUCUGAUGUAUUCCUCAAUGCUUUUAAAUUAAGGAACCAUAUAAGCAUAAGCGUCAGAUAGUCCCAGUGUCACUCUCAAAACGUCCACUUGAAUAAUAAAUUACAUGGCCACUUGUGUUAAGGGACCUCAGCAAUAUGAAGGAUGUGGAAAACAUUAAUAAAUUCAUAUUAACAAAUUGAAGAAAAUAGGUCUUAGCUCCCUGUGAAUCAUUUAUUACUUCUGACCAGUCCUCCCCACCACUCAUGCUCAUCUUACUUUUCAUUGGUCUCCUUACUCACAUUCAAGCAAAUGAAUUCUCAGGCAUUCCCUACCUUCCACUCCAAAGCCACACAUCAUUCCAAACUCUUCUCAUUGCCGUGAUUUAAGAUUUACAUCUUAUUUCCAUCCCUCAGAUAUUAUUCUUCCUAUAUCCACUCCCGUGGUGGUUUAUAAUCAGGACAACACUACCCAAAAAUCCAUAUGUGAGCACCCCUCCUCAUUCCAUCCCCUCUCCUGCUAACACUCCCUCAAUUCUUGUACUCUGCCCAGUAAAAUAAGUAUUUCAUCAGUGUAUUUCCAGCAGUUUUGUACAGAAAUAUUCUGCCACCGUAAAUAAAGUAUAAGGUCCUUCAGAGUACACUCCCCAUUUUCUAAUUCUUUGUACUGUCCAAAACAUCUAUUGACCUGUCCAUUGCAGAGUCUACAAAUGCUGAUUAAAUGGCCUACAAUGGUAAAUAUAGCAAGAGAAAUGCAUUUCCAUAACAAGCAAUAUUUUGAAAUUACAUAUAAUACCUGUGGGGAUAACUCUCCCCAAAGUUCUUUCAGUCCCAUAGAACUGAAACCUACAAACUUCAAAUCAAUUGUAGUCAUCACAGGUGAACACAGUUGGUGUCAUGCAGAGUGGUCACCAAGAUUUUUUUCCACUUUUUAUAAUUAAAUAGGCUGAAUCCUCAUAAUACUGCCAUUCUAGAUUCUACCAAUUCUGUUAGAAUUGAAUUUUCCAUCCUUAUUAUUACUGCUUUUUCCUUUUGGAGAAAGAAAAAAAUUCUUUAGGUUUCUUUCCCCACCCCCGCUUGCUUUGUUUAUCCAUGUUCAACUUAUUAAAAGCCUUUUAAAUCUAGCUUCUGUGGGUGUUUAUUCUUGAAGUUGGGAAUGGAACAUUCCGAUGUGAAUUCUAAGAGAAUACUCCUAGAAGACACUGCAUACCAAAUUCUAUUUCUGCCAAGAUAUUAGUAGAAGGUUUAGAUCUAAGAGAGAGGGUUUUUUUUUUUUUUUGACAUUUGUCACUGCUUCUCAAGGCUAAAUAUGUACAGCAAAAUGCCUUUUUAGAAGGCUCUUUAAAUUAUUAACAUUCCUGUCUCCUACUAAGUAUUUACUUAUUUGCACAGAAGAAAUAUAUAAUUUGCAAGCCUUACCUCAGAGUGGCAACCAGCUGCCCCAGUUUUACUAAAUAACAUAUUUUUCUACAUGUAUUUCCCCAAUACAUUGAAUUACAGUGUAUCUGCUUUUUCUUUUUUUAAUCGACUCAUUAAUGAUGUGUUUCCUACAUGUUUUAAAAAUACUCACUGGAUAAAGCUUGAAGUAUAUUAUAUUUUGCAUUGAUUCUCCACAUAUUUUUAGGGAAGCCCCUAGAUUAUUCUCACUCACUAUAGUGCCAUGAAAAAAAAGAACUAUAUAUCCAAGUGACCUUUCAUACUCAGAAUACCACUACUUUUCUACAAAGGGAAUGCAUAUGAUUCUAUACACAUAUAUUUAUUGAGCACGUUACUCACCUCCAUACUUUAAAGAGGGCCAAUAACCCUCUUGAUAAAAACUACUCUGUGGAAUUACUACAAGGUCAAGAUUGCAUGAGGUUUUUGGAAAUCAAUCCCCACUGAUACAAAUGUUUACAAUAACCAAAAAUUCUUUGACAUUUUUAAAUAAGCUUUUUAUUUUUUGACCACCAGGCAGCGUUUUGUGCCAUUGUAAUGGAAGCCUAAUAGCUAAUGUGAAAUAAUGUUAGUGUGUCAUUUAAAAGGCUAAUGGAAAUAAAAUCUGGAAAGUUUCAUAUUGUUAAAAUACAAAUAAAACUGUUUUUGAAAGAAAAGCAUCUGGGUUAAGGAUGGCUUCCUUGAAAAAUUCUCCUGGCUAUCUAUCAUCUCUGAAUAAUUAUUUUGCUCCUCUUUUCUUUCUGGGAGGGGACUGAACCUGAGGCAAAGACCUUGACACAGUGAUUCAGGAGGUUUGGGGAAGCAGGGCUCCUUAGGCUACAGAAUAGGAAAUGACUAUCCUGCCAGCAAUGGAACACCUCUUUGGCUAUCAUUUCACCUGAUACUUGAUUGAAUCCCCAAAUUAGCCAAUCUUGCCAAACCAAUCUUCUGCUAUUUUAACUCAUAGCAACCUGUACUAAAUAGCUGGGGCUUUCAAAAGCAGGUGCUACUUACAAAAGAAAUGCGUACCUUCUGUUGCCUCUCAAAAUCCGUUAUGCUAAACUCGCCAAAUAUGUCAGAGGAUAUUGUUACGUGUUUUAUUCCUUGUGUUUUUAAGUCUCCACUAAUCAAUUUUGCUAUCUACCCUCCUACCAAAUGUGAUUUAGCUAAUCCAUAAUCUGAUUGGUAUUGCAAAAUUCUUGUAAAUAAAGGAAUUCCUUUCUCUUUAUUUUUCAGAAGGCAGAAUCUCUUUCAUUGAAAAGAAACAUAAAUAAUAUUUGAAUAUUUCUUUUCACAUAAGCAUUUUCUUUCUUACAUGAGCAGAUAAUACUUUUGUACACCUACCAGACCACUAAAGAAGCUAAAUGGUAAGAAUAAGUAUUUCUGGAAACCUGUAGAAAUUUUUUAAUGAAGAGAGACAGGUUUAACAAAUGCCAAGAAAGAAAAUGGUGGACUCCUUACUUUUAUAAUUCAAGUUUUCUAUUUUGUAUCAAUAUAUGCUGCAUUUUCUGAUUGAAAUUGCCAUUCUGUCUAAUGAUAUUUGUGACUUUUCUGUAGUUGCUUUUUACAUUUGAAAUCAACCUUUCAUACAGCGUGUACUUUUCUGCAUCCUUUCUGUUAGGGACUUGAUUAAAUUAUUGUUUCAUUAAUUCCUUUUUAUGUGCUUAAAGUAUGUAAUGUUAUGCUUUCAUUAUCUCAAAAUCUGUGGAGAAAAUCCAUGAAGCCUGUAGACUGUGAUUUAUACACAUGAAAGAAGACAGAUUUCCCUUAGGCUGUGAAUUAGUGAAUAACAAAUUGUUCAGUGGCCUCUGAUCCUGACCCUUUUUCCCUUCAUGGCCUUUUUUCUACAAUUAGUCAUUCAUUGAGUAAGUGUGUACUCUUGUAAAUGCAAAAUCAAUUUACAUGCAAUCAGGUAUGGACACAAGAAAUGCUUGUGCUCUCGAUUUCAGGACUCACAGAUAACCCUAACAGUCACAGGACUGACCACAAUUCACUAAAUAUUUUUGUUAUUAAUGUGGCUUUGCUAUAAAAUAAGUUGCUGUUUGCUUUGGUACAAGGUUUUAAUUGUUGCAGCAAAUGAAAGAGAAAACACUUAUGAAAGGCUGGUGUCAAAAAACAUCAGCUGUACUUGUAAAAGUAAUUGUGCAGCUUCUGAAAUGUAGCUUAUUACUGUAAAUAUGUACAAUUUAUGUCAGCUUGUUUAUUUCAAAACCACAAAUAAAAAAUUUUUAAUGAAAAA